Molecule: messenger RNA, 308 nt
Organism: Synchiropus splendidus (mandarinfish)
Lineage: Eukaryota; Metazoa; Chordata; Actinopteri; Syngnathiformes; Callionymidae
Product: protein S100-G-like
Exons: 3
Coding region: 41-274 (77 amino acids)
Molecular function (GO): calcium ion binding
Source: RefSeq, a predicted model, not a curated record
CGCACACACCCACAGACGUCAGCUACGGACAGGAACUAUCAUGCAGUCUCCGCAAGACCAGAAGAAGCAUGCCAUCGAGCUCUUCAUCAAACACGCCAGCAAGGAUGGUGACGGCACAUCCAUGACCAAGGACGAACUCAGGGAAAUGUUCAAGAGUCUGCACGUGCUGAACCACAUCGACCUUGAUGCGAUGAUGAAAUGUCUGGACAAAGAUGGAGACAACCUCGUGAGCCUGGAAGAGUUCACCAGCGUCAUCGAAGUGCAGAAGAAAUGAAACGCUCAAUAAACCUUUUGGGUCAAAAUAAUAA